UCAAAACCUGUACCUCUCGACUCUCCAUGAAGGUGCUGCACACAUUCCGAUGCUCUCCGCCCGUUAUUUAGUUAUUCUUCUUGUUGCCCUUCAGGGUUUCAGCCUCGUUCAGUCAGAUGAGACGUCAGCGGAGGAAACCCAACCCCACUACCCAGAAUGUGUUGCACCGAUGCGAGAAUGCGAUGCAAAAUCGCCGGGCGGUCCAAAAUGCUAUCCGGAACAGUGGUAUUGUGACGGGUUUCCAGAUUGUCAGGACAGUUCAGAUGAGCCUUCCACGUGUAAACGAACGUGUCUAGAAAACGAGUUUGUGUGCAAAACGGGUAAAUGUCUGCCACGUGGCUAUUUGUGUGAUUCGCAAUACGACUGUGGACGUCUUCCAAACGGAGACCGCGACCUUUCUGAUGAAGCUCCUGAACUUUGCAAUCAACCACUACACUGUGAUUACAACGAGUACGCGUGUUCAAAAUCCGCACAAUGCGUGCCUCUCUUCAAAUUCUGUGAUGGUAAACGCGACUGUUCGGAUGGCUCGGAUGAGCAUUCGAUGUGCCACGUGGAAGAUCCAAAGACAGCCGACAGUUGUGAGUAUGGAGCAGCAAUGACGAUUGAUGGAAUCAAGUGUUACUGUCCGAAGAACAAGUUUUUGAAUGAGCAAGGAAAAUGUGAAUUUGUAAAUCAUUGUGAACGAACCAAAAAUGGACUUCCCCCUGUAUGCAGUCAAGAUUGCACUGACAACAAGAACGGUACUUUCACGUGUUCCUGCUUCGAUCCCAGGCUCACAGUUGUCAAUGGAACGCAUUGUGUGGCUGAUAAAGAUCAAACCAUCCCCAGUGUAGCAAUUCUCACCAAGAAAAAGCUCUUUGUGCUUCAGAAAAACAAGAUGUCUAGCUAUUCAAGCAUGCCUCGACCACUAGGAAAACCCGGAGCAAUGACUCUUGUCAUCCAGCAUCCUGACUUCCCGGAGGCCACUGUUCCAAUACUCUGUCUCUCCGAAUCUCCAUCGGCAAAUGAUAGUUAUAUCACAUGCGGAAAUGUUGAAGGCUCCGAACCUGCAACCAAGACUUAUGCAAUUGAUUUUGAUUUGUCUUCUAUUCACAUCAUACGAUUCGAUAAUAUUGGUAACAACUGGAUUUUUACGGAUGCUUCUUAUUAUGUAUUCAUUUGCAAGCAUAAUAGUGUACGAAUAUCGUCCUGUCGAACUGUUACCGCAGGUGAUAUGGGAACAAUUCAAGAUAUGAAGUAUGAUGGAUUGAACGGACAGCUUUUGGUAUCUGAAGUUGAUGUUUUACAACAAGGAAUAUGGAGAAUCGAUGUAGCAUCUGGUCAACGAUACCGACUAUCCUAUCAACCGAUUACUUCUCCUGCACUUGCAAUUGACCCAUUCACCGAGACAUUAUACUUUGUGGAUAUUGGCGCACGAUCCAUCAAAGCCGUUGACUAUAAUGCAAACUACUCAAGAACUAUUGUUAGUGGCCGAAUUGCGAAAGAAGUUAAAAUGAUUGAUUACGCAGAGGGUCGGUUGUUUCUGACACUGAAAGACAAUCGAGUAUUUGCAAUGAAUGCAUUGGAUUCGAAUUCUGAUAUGAAGAUUUGGCAGGAAGUGACACCUCAGAGAAAACAAGGGAACGAGAAUAUUCAGAUCCUUGAAGUUUUGCACUUUCGACGAAAUGAGCAUGCAUGGAAGAACAAGGGAAAGAAUAUUUGCAAAGCGGCAAUGUGUGAUGAUAUGUGUAUAGGGCAUAUCAAUCAAACUUCGUCGUGUUUUUGUAGAGAUGGGUACAUUCAGAAUAACACAAAAUGUUCCGCCUCGAAAGAUCUUAAAGAUGAAGAAUUAUUUGUUCUUGCUCAGUUAAGACCUUCGAGGAUCAAGAUCCUUGGAUUCGACAAGAACUAUCGGACAGAGAUCAUCGGAGUCUCAGAUCUUCUGAAUGUCAAACGUCCGAGUGCAAUGACUUUUGAUCCAAAAGGAGAACAACUUCUGAUGUAUGAUUUGAGAAGGCAUUCACUUGUAGUGCAAAAGAUUGGAUCCACAAAUUACACAGUUCACGGACUUACUGGAAUCAUGAACUGUGAAGGAAUGGCUUAUGAUUUUACAUCGGAUAACCUCUACAUGACUGAUCAACGACGAAAGAUAAUUACGGUUCAAAGACUUUCAAAUCUUUCCAUCCAAAAAGUAGUUGUUAGUGGGAAUAUGAGCAAUCCAAGAGCCAUCGCCAUCCACAUUGCAAAGAGCUAUCUUUUUUGGGGAAGUUGGAAUGAGGACAAUAAUGACGAUGAGAAGAUCCCUGCAAUGAUUGAACGAUCGAAACUUGACGGAAGUGAACGAAAAACGUUAGUCUCGAAGAACGCAAUGUGGAUUAAUGGAUUGACUUUGGAUCUUAAAAAUGAUUACUUGUACUGGUGUGAUGCAUACCGAAAUGUUAUUGAAAGGAUUCGUUGGAAUGGAGCUGAUCGAGAAGUUGUUGUUCAUGGCGCUGACAAGAUCUCUCAUCCUUAUGGGCUCGCUUUUUUCGACAAUCACAUUUUCUAUACGGAAUUCAAGAAAGGAGCUGUUAAACGAGUCAAUGUAGAUUUUCCAGACGACGUGCAGGAAGUCUUUCAGUAUUCUGCAACGGUUUUCGAACUUUUGGUGUUUAAAAAUAGCAAUCCCGAGACCACAUCACCGUGUUCAACGUCUUCUAACAUCUGUGAGCAUUUCUGUUUUGCAAGCUCUUGCAAAGGAUCCGUUGGAUGUGAGCCUGUCAAGUGUGGAUGUGCAGAUGGAAUGAAGGUUCUCAAGAACGGAAAAUGUGUGAAAGACGAAGAAUGGGUGGAUCCGAAUGCAUGUGACAAUGAGAUUGAAUUCACUUGUUUGAAUAGUAAAAAAUGCGUUCCAAAGUCUAAUCUAUGUGAUGGUGAUGAUGAUUGUGGAGAUGGAAGUGAUGAGGAUGCAAAUGGAAUCUGUAAAGACUAUAAGUGUGUCGGAAACAAAUUCCAGUGCGAUGGAACCACUUGUCUUCCGAUGGAGUUUAUUUGCGAUGGGAAAUCAGAUUGCUACGAUGGAACUGAUGAACUUGAAAAGAUUUGCAAGAAGGCUCCAAUUGUUAAAUGCUCCGUAAGUCAAUUUCAGUGCUCCAAGACUAAAUGCAUUAUUAAGUCGAAGCGAUGCAACGGGGUUCAAGAAUGUGAUAAUGGUGCCGAUGAAGAAGAUUGCCCGAGAAGUAAGCUCUGUGAUCCGGACGAGUUCAGGUGUGGUACGGGGCUUUGUAUUAAGCAAUCUCAAGUUUGUGAUGGGAAAAUGCAAUGUCUCGAUGGGCUCGAUGAGGAGCAUUGUAAUGAGGAGGAGAAGUGCUUGCAAGGGAGACAAUUCCGUUGUGCGAAUGGAAAAUCAACUUGCUUGGAUCUCAUUUUCCGUUGUGAUGGAGUUGCUGAUUGUGAGGAUUCAAGUGACGAAUCCGAUGAGUUUUGCAAAGGAAAUUCUUCCUCAACAUGUGGAAAAAUGAACCAAUUUAUGUGCGCCGAUGGAAAAUGUCUGAGAAGUUUCCAACUUUGCGACGGAUUCCCUGAUUGUUUGACAGGAGAAGAUGAGACUGAAUGCCCUCCGUCGAUGUGCGAUAGUACUACUCAUUUGAGUUGUUUGAAUGGUCAAAAGUGCAUUUCGAAGCAGUUGGAGUGUGAUGGAGUCGAUGAUUGUGGUGAUAAUUCUGAUGAGAAGCAUUGCACCGAGAUUAGAUUGGAUGAAGCCGCUCUUCGUUGCCAAUCUCCAAUGUACCAAUGUGACGGUCCAAACUUCAAGUGCAUCUCCGAUAAACAUCUGUGUGACGGAACGAAUGAUUGUGAGGAAGGCGACGAUGAAGGUCUAUGGUGCACAUUCAAUUGUACUGAUGCCGAUGAUUUGGGAUGCUCGCACACGUGCCGUCCUACCCCAGUCGGCCCGAUUUGUUCGUGUCCUGAUGAUCAUUAUCUCGAUAAGAACGGUGUGACAUGCUCCAAAAAGGAUCCUUGUCGAUUUGGACAGUGCUCCCAAUACUGCUCUCCUCAUGGAUCCAGUCACUUUUGUUAUUGUGAAGAUAGUUUCAAGUUGGGUGCCGAUAGAUCCUCAUGCAUUUCGGAUGAUCCACGGAAGCCAUUUUUGAUCUACUCGAAUCGUCACGAAAUUCGAAUGAUUCAAUCCAAAUAUCCAGGAAGUUUGCCAAUGAUUACGAAUCUUGUAAACGCUAUUGCCUUGGACUUCAAAUACCAUCAAAAUGGCUCCGUAUCGAUUUACUGGACAGAUCUCUCAGCUGAUAAGAUUUAUACAGGAUUAGUUGAUCAAAGAACAAUUUUAUAUCAAAGGACGAUAGUUUCAUAUGGAGUAUUCAAUGCAGAAGGAAUUGCAGUUGAUUGGAUAUCUGGAAAUAUAUAUUGGAUUGACAGCUUUUUGGAUACUAUUCAAGUAGUUUCGGAAGAUGGAACUAAACGUGCGACAGUCAUCAAUCAGAAUAUGGGAAAUGCUAGAUCUCUUGCAAUUGAUGUCGAGGAAGGCUUCAUGUUCUGGACGGACUGGGAAGAGUCUAAUCCGAGGAUUGAGAGAGCUUCACUUGCAGGAAACAACCGAGCAAUUAUAUGGAAGAUAUCAAAUAUUGCACAAGCUGGAUGGCCGAAUGGCAUUGCUCUUGAUACAAUUGCAAAAAGAGUUUAUUGGGCUGACGCAAAAUCAGAUUCAAUUCACACGAUCACCUAUGAUGGUAGAGACCAUGUAAUUGUGUUCAGAGAUCCUGAAAGACUUGGGCAUUGCUUUGGAAUUGAUGUAUAUGAGGGACAUGUCUAUUUUUCUGAUUGGAGAACAAAUACCAUUAGUAAAGUGGACAAGUGGUUUGGAUCAAAUGUUUCGAUUAUUGAGAGAGUUGCUACUCAACCGUUUUCUCUGAAAAUUGUGCACCGAUCAAAGCAGAAGAUGCAGAUCAAGAAUUCCUGUGAUGGAUUCAAAUGCAAUGGAAUCUGUUUGAAUAACGGAAAGAAUAAAGCAACUUGUCAAUGCACAAACCUUCAAUCAACCACAGAUGAUGGAUGUGUAGAUAUACAGCAAGUACUGCUAGUUGCCACGAAGAAUGGAGUCCGAGGCUUCUCAACUGAUCCACCACAUCCUCACGCGUUCCCACUGGUUUCUGGAAAGCAAUAUGAAAAUAUUCGAGCAGUCGGAAGCUUCAAUAAUCGUCUUCAGGUCCUUGACGAUUAUACAACCCAUAUUGCAACUGUGAAUCUGACAGGUACGGCUGAUGAUGGGGUGCUUGCGACCGGAAGUGAUCUUUAUGGAGUUAGUGGAAUGGCUGUGGAUCCUGUUGUUGGGAGUACAUACAUCACAUUAUCGAUUGAUGGAGUAGGGAGUGUUGAAGUGAUCAGUGCAGAUGGUAAAUCUAGAAGGGUACUAGCUGAAUCAAGUUCAUCAAAUCCCAUGAAACUUCCAAGAGACAUUCUAUUCAUGAACACGAAACUAUUUUGGUUUGAAGAUUCUACUUCGCCUCCGUCGAUAUUCUCUAUGUCAGCUGCAGGAGAUGACUUGAAGAAGCUAAAAGUAAACUCAACACUUCUCAACAAAUUCUACAACCCGACAGUUGACCGCUUCUACUCGAAGAUCUACUGGAUAUCCCAAGGAAAAGUGAUACAAUUCGACCCAAAAUCUGAAGUAGUGCAGGAGAUCCAAAUUCCGGGUGGAGAUGGAAACGUGAGCUCUAUUGCAGUUGACAUGACAAAUGGUGAUAUUUUAAUCGGAGAGUUUAUCCGAAUUGCAAAUCAGACAACAAUAAGACGACUUGGAAUGAAGGGAACAAAAGCGAUUCAGAGAGGAAGUGUGAUGCUUGUUCCACUUCAUAGCUCCAUCAAAUUCUUCCUGUCGACUGUUGAUAUUACUGCAAAGAAUGUUCCCGAUGAAUGCAAAAAGUGCCCAUCUCUAUGUCUCAGAAGUUCUGACAAAAAGUUCCAAUGUGUUUGCUCCCAAGGUUUUGAAUUGGUCAAUGGAAAAUGUAGAUCACCGGAUAAAAGAGUUUUCUUUGCAACCGAUGAUGGUAGCCUUCAUUCUGUCGGAUGGUAUAAGAAUUCAAAGACAGGAGACCUAAUUCAAAAGUAUCGAGCACACAGUUUACACAGUGACAUUGGAAAGAAAAGAAUUUUGAAGUUGGUGGCAGAUGCAAAGAAUGAUCUGGUAUAUGUUGUCACUCGCCAAAACGAGGUCUGGAAAUGUGCGACGAACGGAUCAUUUGCUCAUAUUGUCUAUUCGACCAACUCGCAUCGAAUCGCUGCUAUAACUUUAGACCGUGUAACUGGAUAUCUUCUUGUGUCAGCGAGGGAAUCAAUUUCACCGAAAGGUUUUAUAGUUUUGAUCGAUCCGGAUAGACAUUCAGAAGCAAUUCAUCAAGUAAUCGUGGAAGAUGAAGAUAAAAUCCCAUAUGAAAUCGCAGUAGAUCCUCCAAAAGGGAAACUCUUCUGGGCCAGCUCGAGCUGUAUCAAAUCGUCAAAUUAUUAUGGAACUGAAGCCAAGUGCAUUGUCUCAAAAUCUUCCAUUUCCGCCAUUGCAAUCGAUGAAAACCGUUCUCGUCUUUGUUUCGUGGAUUCCGAAAAGGCUGCUGUCGAUUGUGUAGACUACAAUGGGAACAAUGAACAGCGAAAUGUGGCAAUGUUUAAAGCUCAGCCAAUGGGAGAUAUUGUUAGUUUGGUGUUCAAUGGAGAUGAAAUGUACUUUUUCGACAAGUUCAACUCGUCUGGAAGUAUUGUGAGAGGAUUGGUUCAACAAGAUGGAAGUGUGGUUUUGAAGGACUCCCUGGUGAAGGUCCAUCCACGGCAGAAGAUUCGAGUAAUCGAUUUUGAUGUUAUGGAUGUAAAAAGUUCAGUUCUCUUCACAGCAUGCUCAAAUAACAAUGGAGGUUGUGAGCAUCUAUGCAUCACAACACCAUCAGAAAAUUCACCGACUGUUAGAAAAGAGUGUCUUUGUGUUCACUCAACUCGUUUGGAUAAUGGAAGCUGUGGUUCCAGUGAUAGUUUCAUCGCUUUCACCAGAUUCACUUCUAUCGAAUUUCUUUCUACAAAACCUGGAGAUCUCACUUCACCAAACAAACAGAUAACCUCAAAUGGAUGUGUCAUGUCAAAAAUUGGAGCAGUCACUGCAGACGCUACACGUGGAAGAAUCUAUUUUGCGGAUUACGACAAAUUCAGAAUAACGGCAGUCAACUUUGACGGAACAGGAUGUGUUGUGAUCGCGGAAGAUGUUGGCGUUGUGCCAAGCAUGGCCUACGAUGAAGUACACACAGAACUAUACUUUGUGCGAGCGAAUCCUGCAAGUAUCUGGAGAAUCAACGUGGCUGAUAAUAAUUUGGAGAGCUAUCCGACAGAGCCGAAGAUUGUGUUGACACUGACUGUAAGAGAUCGUCCAAGACACAUUGCAAUUCAUCCAUGCCGAAUGUUGCUCUUUUUCACCAAUAAUGCAAUUACUGGAUCCGUUAUUGAACGGGUCUAUUUCAGCGGGUUUAAGAGGGAUCAAAUUGUACAAGAAGAUCUUCAUGACCUACGAGGACUAACCAUUGAUCUCGAUUCCGAAAAACUUUACUUCUCAGACUCUAAGGAUUUCAAAAUCUCGCGUUGCGACUUUGAUGGAUCUCAUAGAGAGCUCGUCGUCUCAAACACCGACAUUCCUUCAAUACAUCCAUUCGAACUAUCCAUCUAUGAUGAUGAGAUCAUAUUUACGGAUUGGGUUAGAAGAUCAGUAGUUGGAGUGAAUAAGAUUACUGGUUCUGAUAAUAGAAAUAUUAAUCGAGCAACUGAUGUUCCAGUUGGAUUAGUUGUAGUGGACACUAAGAGAGAAUAUUGCACCUCGGAUGCAUGCGCCGACAAUGAGCUGAAAUGCGAGGAUUACUGUAGAUUGAUGGCUAAUGGGCAAGCAUCAUGUGCGUGUAAUGGAGAAAGAAGGCUCAAUUCGGACAAUAGAACAUGCACAGGAGAAUUCGAUGGAAAGAAAUGUGCAGAAAACGAGUUUAAAUGUCUCCACUCUGAUCGUUGCAUUCGAUACGAAGACACUUGUGAUCGAUACAAUGACUGUCCGAUGUUUGACGAUGAGGACACCAAGUACUGUUCGACACGUGUCUGCCGUCCGGGAUACUUCAACUGUGGAAAUGGGCUCUGCAUUCCUGAGCAGAAAGUUUGCAAUCGAAUAAAUGACUGUGCGAAUUUUGCCGACGAGUCCAACUGUACUUGCAAUGAGAAUGAAUUCCGAUGCCAAUCCGGGGCGUGUAUUCCUUCGAAAGCUCGGUGCAAUCACAUGCAGGACUGUAACGAUGCAAGUGACGAAAUCGGGUGUCCAUUCAGAAACUGCUCGGCGCUGAACGAAUUCGGAAUGACUGGCCUCAUAAAUUGUGCGACUACAUCUCAAUGUAUUCACCCAUCUUGGAAAUGUGAUGGGACAAAUGAUUGUUAUGAUGGAUCAGAUGAGAAGGACUGUUUUGUAGAGUUUGAUGCCACUGGUGGAAGCGUCUCAGCGCCGAGAAGCUGUGAUGCAAAAACUCAAUUCGCGUGUCUAGCCACCAGAACUUGCAUGCCAAAGCAUUGGCAAUGCGAUGGACAACCAGAUUGUGCAGAUGGUUCUGAUGAGAAGAAUUGUGACGCCAAGAAGUGCACUUCCUUUGAGUUUUCUUGUGAAUCAUCGAAAAAGUGUAUUCCAUUGGAGCAGAAAUGUGACGGAAGACGUGAUUGUCCAGAUGGAGAAGAUGAGCAUCAAUGUGAGACAGAAUGCGAUUCGAAGGGUGGAAAUGCCACGUUUAGAUGCACAAAUCACAGAUGCAUACCUAUGGCUUGGAGAUGUGAUGGAACUGAUGAUUGUAUGGACAAUGCAAAAUCCCUUGGCUCCGAUGAAGUCGACUGUGCAGCUGGAAGAACAAGCUUCCACGUUCCAUCUAGAUGCGCUGAUGAAACUUGUGUAGUUGCUUGUGAGCUCACAGCAGUUCUUUGCGAUGGUAUUCAAGACUGCAGCGAUGGGUUUGAUGAGAAAAACUGUGCAUCGUUGGAUAGACAAUGCAAACCCAACGAAUGGAUGUGCGAUAGCGGGCAGUGUAUAGAUUCAGGUCGCCUUUGUGACGCUUCGGUUGAUUGCGUUGAUGGUUCUGAUGAAUGGGUUGAGAUAUGCUCUCUCUCGGAACCGCCAAGAAGAGGUUGCCCAAGUGGAUGGUCUUGUCUUCUGACUAAUGGUACCAUCGGAUGCUUGCAAGAACAACAACUUUGUGAUGGAAGAAGGGAUUGUAUGUCAGGAAUCGACGAACAAUGUGAUAAUCCUCAAGGAAAUUGCUCAUCUACUCGAAACUCAUGCGACCAGACAUGGAAUUGCCAAAGACAUGCUGGUUUUGAAAGUUGCUCCUGUGAUGAUGGUUACCAUCUAUCCCCUUAUGAUAAGAAAACUUGUCUCCGAUCUCCAUCAUGCCCUAAAGCUAAUUGCUCUCAUUUCUGCAUUGAUCGCCGAGAUGUUGGACAUCAAUGCUUCUGUGCACCAGGAUAUAUAUUGUCUGAAAAUCAGAAAGAUUGUCGAAGAAAUGACACAAUUGAGGCGGAGAUUCUAAUGGUUUAUGGGCAUCGGCUGAAGCUGUUCACUAUCGAUGGGCAUGCCAAGGCAACUCUUCUCUCGAAUCUUACAAAUGGUGUUGCCUUAGAUUAUGAUGUCAAAAGCGACUUGGUAUACUGGACGGAUGUGGCUCAUGAUGGGAAUAAAGCUGGAAUCACUUCAAUGAGCAAUCAGCCGAACACCUAUAGAGUUAUAAACUCGCUACCCACAAAAGGAAUCGAUGGGAUUGCAGUUGACUGGCUUGGAAGAAACAUUUACUAUACUGACAGAAACCAUGAUGCCAUUGCAGUUUGUGAUAUGAGAGGAAGAUUCAAUCGAAUUCUGCUCAAGGGGACCCCAUUGAAUGAUCCCAGAGCAAUCGUGCUUGACCCACUACAAGCAUUGGUGUUCUGGACGGAUUGGGGAGCUUCUGCUCAUAUCGGACGUAUGAAUAUGGAUGGAUCGAAUGAACAAGUUAUCCUCCAGGAUCGAACAAUUCGUUGGCCAAAUGCUCUUGCAGUGGAUGCUCCUGCUCAGCGGCUCUACUUUGGUGACGCACAUAGAGAUUAUAUUGCUUCUUGUAAUUAUGAUGGAUCGAAACGAAGAAUGGUUUUGAGAGGCUCGGUCCGUCAUAUUUUCGCAUUGGCUGUGUUCGAAGACUAUGUGUACUGGAGUGACUGGCAUAAUCAUACAAUUGAAAGAGUUCAUAAAAUUACGGGAACAAAUCGGAAAGUGCUGAUUCAAGACAAACAAUAUCGACCGAUGGGCUUCAAGAUCGUUCACCCAUCGCUGCAGAGUAUGGGAAGCCUGAAAACAGCUAGACAUCCAUGCUCACAGCCUGCAAGAUGUGAUAAUCUUUGUAUUCCUGCAAACACCCCAGAUCUGACCACAUCUUCUGAUAAUUUCACAUGUAUGUGUGCACAAGGAUUCCGUUCUGAAGGAAGAUCAUGUGUCUCGGAGUGCAAGCCAAAUGAUUUUGUGUGCACGAAAACUUAUAAAUGCAUCAGUUCGUGGUGGAGAUGUGAUGGACAGGAUGAUUGUGGAGACGGAGAAGAUGAGGGAUAUUUUGUAGAAGGCGUAUGUCCACCAUUCCCCUGUAUCGCGGGACAGUUUGUGUGUGGAAGAACUGCUCAGAAUGCAACGGCUCAAUGUCUCUAUGCAUCGAAGCUUUGCGAUGGCGUCAAGGAUUGUUCCGGUGGAGACGAUGAGGAACCAGCGUUUUGUGAGAACUUUGAGUGUACUGAAGCUCAGUUUAAAUGUGGAGAUAAGAAAAAGUGCAUUCCAUUGACAUCUGUUUGUGAUAAGGAGAAGGAUUGUGACGAUGGAUCAGAUGAGUUGAAUUGUGAGAUCACAAGCUGCAAACCUGACUUCUUUGCAUGCUUCAACGGAACUGCAAUCUCAAAGUGUAUUCCAAAAGAAUUCUAUUGUGAUGGAGAAGAUGAUUGUCCAGAAGGACAGGAUGAACCAGAUUCGUGCUUUGGAAUCGGAGAAUGCACACAUGAACAAUUCCAGUGUACAAGCGGAAAGUGCAUUCCAAAACGAAGACAGUGUGAUGGGACACUUGAUUGUAGAGAUGGAUCAGAUGAGAAGGGAUGUAAAAAGGAAUGCGCAAUUGUUUGUGAUAAUUCUUGUGUCCAUGCGGAUGAUCUUUGCGAUGGAAAGAAGAAAUGCAAUGAUGGUUCUGAUGAAGAUGAAGAAGCAUGUGUAAUUAAACAGCUAUUGGAGAAGGAAAAUCGAAAGUGUGGAGGGUUCGCUUGUGAUGGAAUUGUUGAUUGUGAAGAUGGAUCCGAUGAGAAAGGAUGUCCAGAUCUAGAAUGCCAUUUGGCUUCCAACAAGUCUCUGAUCUGUGAUGGAACGAUUGAUUGCUCCAGCGGAAAAGAUGAGAACAAUUGUCACAAUAAUGGAGAGAGCAAUUUCUUCCAAUGCUCGAUGCAAACAAUCAAAGAAUGGCAAGUCUGCGAUGGCCGUUGGGAUUGUGCAGAUGGACUCGACGAAUCACCAGAAAUGUGCGCUUCCCGCAAAGCACGAUGCUUUAGAAUAGGAUAUUGUGAUGACAAGAAACAAUGUCUUGAUGUCUCUACAGCACUUUGCGACGGAAUCCGUGACUGUUUCGAUGGAAGUGAUGAGAAUCCAAUUCAUUGUAAGGAUAUGUGCAAAGGAAAGUAUCGGUGUACCAAUGGACGAUGUAUAGACGUAUCCGCAAGAUGUGAUGGUCGAGAUGACUGUGGUGAUGGCUCUGAUGAAGACACCUGUGGUGCCGAAUGCCAUCACUUUGGAGUAUGUGCUCAGAAGUGUUGGAUGGCCUUCAAUCACACGGCCAGAUGUCAUUGUGCUCCAGGCUAUGCUCGGACGAAGAACGACGAAAAUGAAUGUGAGCCAUUGUCCAAGUCUGCAGAAAUGUUCAUUACAAAUGGAAAUCGUUUGCAUUUGAUGUCAUUAGAAAAUUCACAAGUAUCAGUUCUCCGACCAGUGUUUAAUAUCAAAAUGAAUCUAAUUCCUGGAGGAAUCGACUUUGGCUACGAUGUUUUCCGUACAACACUAAUGUAUACUGUUGGAAUCGGAAAUUCCCGUGUCGAUAUUCGAUCUAAAAAAUGGUCAGAUGGAUUGAUAGGGUCUUGGGGUGAAGAAGAAAGCACCGCAGGCCUCAUAACGUAUGACUUUAUGCACAAUAAUGUCUAUUUCACGGAGAGCAGUGAACAAAAUCGUGGAGUCUUGUUUGAUCGGCAGGCGAAUAUUUAUGUGGCAAAAGCGAAAGAUACAAGUACCCGAACAUUGAUUGUUAACUCAACUGGAACUAUCAAUUCUCUUGCUGUUGAUCCCAUCAAACGACUCAUUUUUUGGACAACUUCUGCCCCUGUUCCAAGAAUUCUUUCUGCAAAUCUCGAUGGAAAACCUAUUGCUCAGCCAUUUAAAACUGGAUCGCAACCUCAUAAGGCGCUCGUUGAAAGAAAUAUUUUCGAGCCGACAUCGAUGGUUUUAGAUUUUUCAAAUGAGCGAUUAUACUGGAUAGAUGUACUUAAGAGAACUAUUGAAACUGUAUCUUUUGAUGGAAGAGAUCGAAGAACCGUUAGAAAGUUUGAACUUGGAGACACACCGGUUACAAUGGAUGUUCUCGGAGGUUACAUCUAUCUCAUUACCAGACAAGGAUCGAUUCAUCGAAUGCACAAGUUUACUGGAAAAACCAACAAGUAUGUGCAGAAAAUUCGAGAGGUUUCGCCACGAAUUCAAAUCCGAGUCGCGCAUCCUGCCAAGCAUACCGUAUCACACAUCACACAUCAGAAAAAUCCAUGUCAAUCAGACUAUUGCCCAUCUAACACAGUUUGUGUUCCAGAUCAAGAUAAAAAUGGAAUUCUAAUUCCCAAAUGCCUGUGUGGUCCAGGAAGAUUCUUCGAAGUCUCCACAAAGAAGUGCAUGCAACUGAGAGAAAAAGAUCAGGAGGCUUCUCAAUGCGGAGAUUACUUCUGCUACAACAAUGCCGGAUGCAGUCCCCAGAAGACGUGCGUUUGUCCGCCAGGUUUUUACGGAAGGCAGUGUGAGAUCAACGAAUGUUCUGAGACUUGCUGGAAUGGCGAGACAUGUGCAGUUCAAGAAUUCGGAUCAACAACAAAUGUUGUCUGUCACUGCCCCUCAAACUACACUCAAUCCAGCUGCGCAACAAACGUUUGUGAAGGAGUAUGUGGUCCUCGGGGGUCUUGCAAAACCGUUCCAUGCCCCAAAGAUGAACCUCACUGCCGAUCCUACAGCUUCUGCGAAUGUGACAAGGGAUGGACGGGACCACACUGUAGACAUAAGGCCGAUGCCAAGGUCUGCUAUGGGCACUGCUUCUCUGGUGGAGCAUGUGAUGGGGAGGGUCCGUUGAAUCUAAGAUGUAGCUGUGGAGAUGGAUUGACUGGAAAUCGGUGUCAGAAUUGUGUUGGGCACGAGUGUUUGAAUGGUGGAUUUUGUUCCUAUGCCAAUUCAAAUCGUUCCCUACCUCAUUGCAUCUGCCCAUCGGGCUUCACAGGCGAUCAUUGUGAAGAAUACUUGUGUAAAGAUGCUUGUCCAUUCGGCUCAAAAUGCACAUAUGAUAUCACCAAGCCAAUGGAUCCUAUAACAUGCUCUUGUGAGCAAAACGCAGCGGCUCACAACACGGAUUGCUCGCCAAUCUGUCAAAAGCAGCCAAACUGGUGUCACAACGGAGGAAGAUGUUUGGAUACUCCCGGCUAUCCAGGUAAAUGCAAGUGUUUGCCAAGAUUCGCCGGGCCUAGAUGUGAUGUUCCCGUCCAGUGUGAUGACUAUUGCACGAACAACUCGAAAUGCACAAUCACAAAUGGAACACAUUUCGAAUGUGAUUGUAAGCCAGGUUUCAAGGGGCUCCGAUGUGAGCAGGAGACCAAAUGUAGUGAGUGCUCCAAUGAAGCCAAAUGCAUCAAAAAACCAUCUGGAACUGUAAUUUGCCAAUGUCCACAAGGCCUUGGUGGCGAGUACUGCGAGAAGAUCACUGCCACAUCCUGCCAUCAACUGGAAUGCAAAAAUGGAGGAUAUUGCCUGAAACCCGACCCAAGUGCCAAUAGAACUUCACCAACAUGCCUAUGUUCUCCAGGUUUCAAGGGCCUACUGUGCAGCUCGAAUGCCUGUGAAAACUUUUGUCUUCACGAUGGAAAUUGUACGCUGGAUGAGUACUUUGAGCCACAAUGUGAAUGCUAUCAAGCGUUUAUUGGAGAUCGGUGCCAAUAUCGCAUUCAUCAACAUGCUGUAAUAUUCAGUGAUGAUGACAGUGGUUGGAUAAAAUCAUUCGUCGUCCUUGCCAUUAUCCUUGUCACCAUAGUCAUCGUUGUUGGAAUUUUUGCAAAUCGUUCCAACAGAUUCGCAGUUUUCCGUCAAUUCCGUCAUAAUCCACUUCAAAAUCAAGGUGCACCUGUCGAUCAGUUCAGUAAUCCUGCAUAUUUGAUCGAUGAAGGCGGCAUCGAACUAGUCACCCAAAAUACGAGUCUUGUCUCAUCUCACGAUCGAGGAUCGUUCAACAAUCCGGUUUUUGAACAAGAAAUGGUUCCGAUCUACAAUGAUACCGUCGAGAAUCAUGAACUUUUGCCGAAUAAUAGAUCUUCGAAUUAACUUUCUGAAACUCAAUUCCUAUAUUUUCACUUGCCACAGCUUUCUUCUCUAUUUAUAUUCCUUAUUCCCUUAACAAACUGAUAAAAAAAAACUCAUUUUCAAUAUCAUUUUCUCUUGUCGACAGGGUCCUUGUUUUGUUGUAACUAUUUUCUAUUUCUUGUCCUCGACGAUUCUGUUCUGUUUCUUUUUAAGCUGGUAUAACCAAUUAAGUUUUGAAUUCUU
Molecule: messenger RNA, 14848 nt
Organism: Caenorhabditis elegans
Lineage: Eukaryota; Metazoa; Nematoda; Chromadorea; Rhabditida; Rhabditidae
Gene: lrp-2
Product: EGF-like domain-containing protein
Exons: 20
Coding region: 50-14626 (4858 amino acids)
Cellular component (GO): membrane; cytoplasm; endomembrane system
Source: RefSeq, marked reviewed